This is a messenger RNA of Pungitius pungitius (ninespine stickleback), 2619 nucleotides long. RefSeq names its product 2',3'-cyclic nucleotide 3' phosphodiesterase (gene cnp). Bases 190 to 2205 code for a protein of 671 amino acids. Gene Ontology annotation, cellular component: membrane; cytoplasm. Gene Ontology annotation, molecular function: 2',3'-cyclic-nucleotide 3'-phosphodiesterase activity. The transcript is spliced from 4 exons. The record is from RefSeq and is a predicted model, not a curated record. Lineage: Eukaryota; Metazoa; Chordata; Actinopteri; Perciformes; Gasterosteidae. Gene Ontology annotation, biological process: cyclic nucleotide catabolic process.
UUGCGCGUCCGCCUACAUUUCCGUCUGUUACCUCUUCUUGAAGAGCGGAGCGGGUGCACGUCUGCGCCGAGCUUCGCCUUGUCAUUGUACCCAGAGAGAAGCGCGUGGUCAGCGGCUCUCCCGACGGCUCCCCCCCGCAGCAGCGUAACCGGUACAUGGUGGAGUGUAAUCUCAGACUUUAAGCCAGACAUGGACCCUGAAAAUCACGCAGAGGUUAUAGAUUCACCGGCGACUCCACAGCAAGAGGAGACCGCGAUGGAGAACGAGAUCGGGUCGAAAGUGGAGACACCAGCAGAAUUCCCAGAGCCUGAGAAUCUUCCAGCUGCUGCCGAAGAGACUGAGCAGCUGGCAGCGAGUGGUCAUGAUACCGAAGUCCCAAACUUCAAAGAAACCGAAGAGCUGAUUGUCCCGCUGUCUGAGGGGUUAAACCAAAUGGGGUUAGAGGACAGCGUGCAUGGAGAAGAGGCCGACAUGGAGUCGGCGCACGUCGAGGUGGAACCACCCGUUCCAGAUGAGUCAUCCGAAAAGAUGCCUGACUCCGCCGCAGCAAUAGACAAAGCCCCAGAAACCGUGCCGCCGGUGCCAGAGAACGACCCGGCUGAUAGCGCCCCAGAGCCAGUGGGACUGGCAGAAUCUGUUCCACGAGCUGAAACGCAAGAGCAAAAAUCACCUGAACCAACACCGCUGCCAGUAGACCCACAGCCCACCAGCCAAGAGGGGACGGGGUCAGAACUGGUGGGCACUGAGACCGAGAUGCCGACUGCACCGGUUGCCGAGGCAGGAGACGCUCCCAAAGAAAAGGCUGCAGAAGAAGAGCCAAUCGUGGAAGAGAAACCAGCAGAGACUGCAGUUUUGGCGACUGAGGUUUCCUCUGCAAAGCCAAAAGAGACUGUGGCGUUGAAGGGGGAGGCACCCGCUGAAUGCGUGGAACCGGCCAAAGAAGAGAAGUCUGAUGCCCCGAAGGAAACCGUAGCAGCAGAAGGCGUUCCACCCGAGAAGAUUGCUGCGGAGCCUCAAAAUGAAGAGGCCGCUGUCCCUGCACCCGGCUCCCUGGCCUUCGCCCUCCUGGAUCGAGAGCAGACCAAAGACGCCCUGCGAACAUCCCGCACCAUCGUCGUCCUCCGAGGCCUCCCGGGAAGCGGCAAAAGCUUCUUGGCGCGCGCCAUAGCCGACGCCUACGAAGGCCACUGCUCAGUCUUCUGCGGCGACGACCACGGCGUGAAUCCAGAGAAGCCGGACUCCUACCAGGCUCUGGAUGAGGCUCUGUUGGCCUGCUGCAGUGCUGGGGCGGCUUCGCCCGCGCUGAUGGUGGUGGACGACACAAACCACACCCAGGAGCGACUGGCCCGUCUGGGGGACAUCGGCAUGCAGCAGAGGCUAGUUGUGGUGUUUCUGGAGCCGCGCACCGAGUGGAGCAGAGAUCCAGCGCAGCUGACCAAGAAGACCAAGCGUGGAAUGGCGGUGGCCCAACUAGAAACCAUGAGGGGUUCAAUUGAGGAAAUGUCAAUUCCGCUCUACUAUGGCUGGUUCCUUCUCUCCUCCAUCCAGGACAAGGUUAGAUGCACAUUGAUGGACUUUCUGAAAACACUGGACACCUUGGAGGCCUUCAAGAAGCACUUGAUUGACUUCACGGGUAAAGCUGAGGAGGAAGUGGACUUGGAGCAAUACUUUGAGGCUGAAGGAACCCUCCAUUGCACAACAAAAUUCUGUAACUAUGGAAAAGCAGAAGGUGCCAAGGAGUAUGCACAGAAUCCAGCCGUUGAGAAUUUCUACGGUUCUGCAUCAGAGCUGUCGCUCAGUGCCCUCUUUGUGACGCCUCGCACUGUUGGUGCCAGAGUGUCCCUUUCCGAGGAGCAGCUUUCGCUGUGGCCAGCUGAUGCCGAGAAGGAGGCUGGGCCCGCCUCCCUGCCCCUGGGAAGCCGCGCCCACGUUACUCUUGGCUGCGCCGAGGGAGUUGAGCCGGUUCAAACGGGCCUGGAUCUGCUGGAGAUCCUGGCCCUGCAGCAGGGAGGCCAGCAGGGGGAGCCCAUCGAGGAGAUGGAGCUCGGCUCGCUGACCUACUACGGCGACGGGAGGUGGCUGCUGAGCCUCAGAGAGCCCAUCGGCGCCCCGGCAUGCUUCUCCAGCUUCUACGGGCCCAGGGAGCUCGAGGUGACCAAAAAGGAACCCGAGAAGAAAAAGAAGCCAAAGUGCACCAUACUGUAAAUGGCAAAUGCUGGGGAGUGUGUCUGGGAUGAAUAGUGGAAUUAAGAGUUGGGCUUACUCUGUGCAAGGUUUGUGUGUUUGCGCAGCGUUUAGGGUCGUUGUAGUCAGCCUAAAUCCACAAGCUGUGUGCCUUUUUCCCUUUUGUGUUACUGUUUUGCACCACAACCCAAGAUGCCUUCAAUCCAGUUGGGCUAGUUGACAUUAUUCAGUAUCUUGUAUGACAUAUCGGAGGCAGCAUCUGGCUGUCUGCUGGAGUGUUAGCUGCAGUUUUAGAAGGUAGUAUAGCCUCCUUCCAGAGCUAGUUAUCUAAAACUUCUAAAUGUAGAUUACCUCCUUUACACAUGUUAGUCUGUCAAUAUUCAGAUCUGAAACUAGGUACUUUCAUUGCAUGCAUCACAAGUAAAAAUAAAUAAA